Messenger RNA from Salvelinus sp. IW2-2015, 2974 nucleotides. The record is from RefSeq and is a predicted model, not a curated record. Lineage: Eukaryota; Metazoa; Chordata; Actinopteri; Salmoniformes; Salmonidae.
CUCUAUAUAGACUGAAUUAAAUCAGCUGACAAAUGGUAUCUCCCUACUCCCGUAUGGAACGCGCUGCCGCGCCGAAGCCGGCUGCUGCCCGAGCGUUGAAAGCGUAGAAGGUUGCCCGUGGUUCUUUACUGUUGUGGAUGUCGGACUGACUCCGGGGAGAGAGAAUUCUUCGCAGCCGAAAGGGAGGUUACUUUUUCGGGGCAGUCGCGGAGCGCGCUGACCAUGGCCUCCAACUUCAAUGAUAUAGUGAAGCAGGGAUACGUGCGGAUACGGAGUAAGAAACUAGGGAUUUUCAAGAGGUGCUGGUUGGUGUUUAAGAAGGCGUCCAGUAAAGGCCCCAGACGGUUAGAGAAGUACCAAGAUGAGAAGGCAGCAUACUUCAGAAGCUUUCACAAGAUCACGGAGCUUCACAAUAUCAAGAACAUUACACGGAUGCCCCGGGAGACCAAGAAACACGCAAUGGCAAUCAUCUUCUACGACGAGACUUCCAAGACAUUUGCCUGUGAGUCAGAGCUGGAUGCAGAGGAGUGGUGCAAGCUGCUGUGUGUGGAGUGCCUAGGAAGCCGACUGAAUGACAUAAGCCUGGGAGAACCAGACCUGUUAGCAGCGGGGGUGCAGCGGGAGCAGAGCGAGCGGUUCAACGUGUACCUGAUGCCCACUCCCAACCUGGACAUCUAUGGGGAGUGUACGAUGCAGAUCACCCAUGAGAACAUCUACCUGUGGGACAUCCACAACGCCCGCGUCAAACUGGUUAUGUGGCCCCUCAACUCACUGAGGAGAUACGGACGAGACUCCACUUGGUUCACUUUCGAGUCAGGAAGGUAUACCCACUCCAACCAGACAACGUUAACCAAGUCCAUUUCUCUGCCUCGCAGUGCCUACUGGCAUCACAUAAUGCGUCAGAACAGCGUGGGAGACAUCUACAGCUACCAAGGUACUAGCCUGACGAUGAUCCCCCGAGCACAGACCUUCCCCAGCUUCCUCUCUGAACAGACAGAAGAAGAGCAGUCCUCUCAGCACCAGGAAGAGGCACUUUCCCCCUCCAGUGGCUACGGCUCAAAGUGCAACCAGGGGAUGCUCCAAUGACAAGCACUUACAGGACAAACCUGGACAUUCCAACACUUUAGAAGGCUGUAGAAAUAUGUAUAGGAACAUGUAUAAUAUGGCAUUGUAUGUUAAUAAAUUAUGACGAGUGUUAAUUGUAGAGCGGUACAUAUAUAUAUAUAUUAUUCUAGACUUUUUUGUACCCGUUGUGAGACAACAUAGGCUAAAACAAUUGCACCAAAAAUAUUUCUCUUGUAGUUUUCAAAAGGGAGACAUACUGUAUGUGUCAUAGUGUUUGCAAGUACUUUGGAUCCUUUCACUGUAAAGUCCCUUGUUGGUUAGCCUUUUUUUCAAACUGCAUAUCAUACAUUCUGAAAUGUCAAAAGUUUAUGCAGAUUGCAAAGCAAUGCUGAAAAGGGUUGUUUGUAAGUUGUUAAUGUCUUGUGACUGAAGGUCCAAAAAAUUGGAACGUGUUUUUCAUCCUUUAAUUUUCCCCACAAUGAUGUUCUGACAUCUGCUGGGUCCCAUUCAUUAGGGAAAACUCGUAACGUUCUGAAAUAUUUGUGGGCUUUUUAGUUUACCUGCAACAAGCACCACAUCCCUCCAUUCAAAAUGAUUUGCCUGUUCACAAGUACAGGUCUGAGAUAGACGCUGCAGGCAACAUAUUUAAAAAAAUCUAUACAAAUCAUCCCAACUUCCAAACGCAUGAACAAAACCAUACAAUGAAAAUAUUAACAAAUCUGACUAGCACCUGUAGGCUAUAUCUAAGUCCAACUUGACUAGGACCUACAGUAUAGACUAUAGCCUAUUUAAGGCUGACCCUUGUGAACAAGCAAGUCCAACUUGACUAGGACCUACAGUAUAGACUAUAGCCUAUUUAAGGCUGACCCUUGUGAACAAGCAAGUCCAACUUGACUAGACCUACAGUAUAGACUAUAGCCUAUUUAAGGCUGACCCUGUGGAGCACUCAGACAGUGACCAUGCUUGGUCUGACUAUUGAUGUUUCCCAGACCUCUCUGUCCUCCAGCCACAGUACGAAGUGCCUUCUGACGCAUGCAGAGUGUGACACUACUGUACCAGACACCCACAGGCUUAAUCUCUGGCCCGGGUCCGUGUCUGUCAUUAUUCUACUAUAUCUACGCCCUCAGCUCCUCUUAGGUGCAAGACAUUCUGAAAAUAGUCUUGUCCAUUUAAACAAAAAAAGACUUGUCGUCUGUCAUUAUCUGAGAAAUGAUAGUGUCCACAAAUUCACAGAUCGUAAGAACACAAAGUCAAUGUUCACAAGAAAAGACAAUCAGUUUAUUGAGGUAUAUGGAUGAGCAAAUCAGUCGAAACACUGUUAUCCUUUUGAGCUACUUCCUUUCUUUGGUGUGUGAAUUAUUUUGGUCAAAGUUUGAAUAUUUAUUUUCAUAGAGGUAGAUAUGUUUAUAUGGAAUCCCAGAAACAUCCAGGGCACAGUAUAAAAUAAUAUCCAUGAAUAUCAUAUGUUUAGAUCUCACAGUUACACACAAUUUGCUGUUUGUUUAAUUACUGUAUAUUAUAAGUGAAUCAAUUUAACCUGAACAUGGGUUGGAUUAACAAAGAAAGUGCCCUUCUACAAAAGGUUCUCAGUAUCUAUCUGAUACAAUGAUAACUGGGUGAAACUCACUACUGCAUACCUGUGUUUAAUGUAAUUAAUCCAUCUCUACUAUUUUACACAACUGUAAAGGGAGAAAGUAGUUCCAUUUUGUUUGUGAUGAGUGUUUAUACAGUUGUGGUAGGGAGAGAAAGUAGUUGUAGUUUGUUUGGAGUAUUUAUACAACUGUGGUAAUGAGAGAAAGUAGUACCAGGUAGUUCUUUGACAUUAAUUAUUUGUUGUUUUCCACUUUACAUGUCUUUCUCACACUGUUUAUGUCAGCCACAUCUUGUUUGAAUAUAGUAUAGAAAUAGA